Messenger RNA from Ochlerotatus camptorhynchus, 1555 nucleotides. Its product is annotated as protein phosphatase methylesterase 1. The transcript is spliced from 6 exons. Bases 128 to 1318 code for a protein of 396 amino acids. Gene Ontology annotation, molecular function: protein methylesterase activity. Lineage: Eukaryota; Metazoa; Arthropoda; Insecta; Diptera; Culicidae. The record is from RefSeq and is a predicted model, not a curated record. Gene Ontology annotation, biological process: protein demethylation.
GCCGGAUCGGUUUUGUUUUUCUUCGGUCAAAGUUUUGGUCACUCUUACCUUUUGGCCAUUGGAAUAAAAUUCCUCGCAGUUUUAUCCAAACGUAAAAGUAAACCAAAUUUUCUUCCGCCAAGGGAGUAUGUCCAAUCUAGAGCGCGUCAUGAUGAAGUCCCGUCUGCCGCCAAUGUGUCCGAAUCCGAAGUUUCCAAAACCUUCCGAUCGCGGGUUUCGCCGGCAAACCGACUACAAUCCAAUCAUGUGGAGCGAGUACUUUGCCGAAAGCCGGGAUGUUGAAACGCAACGGGGCAAGUUUCGGGUUUACCUGACGAGCAAGCCGAAAGCUCCCGGUCCGUUGCUGGUGAUGCUCCAUGGAGGUGGCUUUUCGGCUUUAUCAUGGGCACACUUUAGUAUGGAGAUCUCGAAAAUCAUCCACUGUCAGUGCUUGGCCAUCGAUAUUAGAGGACAUGGUGACACCAUAACGGAACAGGAAGACGAUCUCUCAGCGGAAACUUUAGCACAAGAUGUUGCUGAUGUUCUUGUGACGAUGUACGGAGAUUCGGCGCCCCCGGUGAUUCUGAUUGGUCACUCGAUGGGAGGAGCAAUUUGUGUUCAUGUUGCAAAUAUGGACGUCAUUAUUAGUCUGAUUGGAGUGGUAGUUAUCGACGUUGUCGAGGGAACCGCACUAGAAGCGCUGGCCAGUAUGCAAAGCUUCUUAAGAUCUAGGCCAAGCGCCUUCAAAAGCAUUCAACAUGCCGUAGAGUGGAGUGUUCGAAGCGGACAAAUUCGGAAUAUAGAAUCUGCACGUGUUUCAAUGCCAGGGCAAAUUGUGAACAUUGAAACUGGAAAACUUUCUACCAACGAACUUCCUCUGGCCGAGGAAUCCCUCGAAGCACAAACGAAGUUUGCGAAUCCGAACGCUAUAGCGGAAGAUGUUGAGCUACCCUCCCCUGCUGCUCACACUUCCGUUGAUACUGAAGCUGAUGCGGCUACUAGCCCUCCCAUCAAUCUCAAAAAGUAUACCUGGCGUAUCGAUUUGUCCAAAUCGGAAAAGUACUGGGAAGGAUGGUUCCAAGGUCUCAGUCAGAAGUUCUUGGACGUAAAAGUUCCGAAGCUUUUGCUUCUGGCGGGAAUCGACAAUCUAGACCGUGCUCUCACCGUUGGUCAGAUGCAGGGUAAAUUCCAACUGCAAGUGUUGGCCCGAUGCGGUCAUGCGGUUCACGAAGACAGGCCCCACGAGGUAGCCGAAGUAAUUGGAACGUACUUACUUAGGAAUAAGUUUGCCGAAGCAUCCGGUGAGGGACAAUUUUUGAAGCAUAUGCCUGCCUGUUGAAUGUACUCGGUAAGACCAUGGAUAUGUACCUACAAUUGUUAGGGCCUUCUCUGAGAUGCAGCCGCACUAGUGCAGCUGUACCUACCCCUAGUGGAAUGUUUAGUUUUUAUAUGAAUCAAUUUUUUUCCACUGAUUUUCGUUUCCUAUUUAAUCAAUAUUUCGACUCGAUCUAGGUAUACACAUUACAUUAAUUUAUUUGCAUCACAAUGAAACGAAGUGUGUAAUUUAUCCGAACGU